ACCAAAACCAAAACCAAACUUCUCUCUUGUUAUAAUAUAUAUAAAAAAAACUCGACCUUUGUACAAACCAUUUUUCAUAUCUGUAUCAAUCUCUUUGUUUCUGCCAUUUUGAGUAAAAGAGUUUAAAUCACACUAAAAUGUGUGGUGGUGCAAUUCUUUAUGAUAUUAUUCCUCGUGACCGCCGUUUGUCAUCCACCGACUUAUGGCCAAGUUCUGCUGAUUUCUGGCAAACUUCUUCUUUUUCCAAGCCAAUUUCCACCCAAAAUGUUCCUCCCAAGCCUAAACGAGCUCAACUCUCUAGAGGUAGUGAGCAGAUGAAGAAGAGGCAAAGGAAGAAUCUUUACAGGGGAAUCCGACAACGUCCAUGGGGUAAAUGGGCUGCUGAAAUUCGUGACCCGAGAAAAGGGGUUAGGGUCUGGUUAGGUACUUUCAACACUGCUGAAGAAGCUGCAAGAGCUUAUGAUAGAGAAGCUCGUAAAAUCAGGGGAAAGAAAGCUAAAGUUAAUUUCCCCAAUGAAGACGACGACCACUACUACAGUCAUCCAGAGCCGCCUUGUGAAUCUUAUGAUACUACUAGUACUUACAAUCAAGAAUCAAAUAACUGUUACCCCUUCUACUCAAUCGAAAAUACUGAACCUGUUAUGGAAUUCGCAAUUGCUAACAAAAAUUCAUCUGGGUCUGCUUAUAAUGGAAUUGAAGAUCAGAAUGUGGAAGGAGAAGAGCAGACGGUGAAAAAUUCAAAUAACAGGAUCGUAGAGGAAGAGGAAAAAACAGAGGAUGAAGUGCAGAUACUUUCUGAUGAACUGAUGGCUUAUGAGUCAUUGAUGAAGUUCUAUGAAAUACCGUAUGUUGACGGGCAAUCAGUGGCGGCGACGGUGAAUCCAGCGGCGGAGACCGCCGUGGGCGGUGGCUCGAUGGAGCUUUGGAGUUUUGAUGAUGUUAGUCGUCUACAACCAAGUUAUAAUAGUUUGAUUAUUGUUUUGUUUAAAUUGUUGCAUCUUUUUUUGUCGAAUUAGGAGAAUUGAGUUUUUGUAAUUUUUAAUCAAUUGUGUGAAACUAUGUUUUUAGUUCAUUACUCUAUU
Molecule: messenger RNA, 1082 nt
Organism: Solanum tuberosum (potato)
Lineage: Eukaryota; Viridiplantae; Streptophyta; Magnoliopsida; Solanales; Solanaceae
Gene: STWAAEIRD
Product: DNA binding protein homolog
Biological process (GO): regulation of DNA-templated transcription; ethylene-activated signaling pathway
Molecular function (GO): DNA binding; DNA-binding transcription factor activity
Source: RefSeq, marked provisional